Messenger RNA from Trichophyton rubrum CBS 118892, 1287 nucleotides. RefSeq lists its product as uncharacterized. The transcript is spliced from 2 exons. NCBI's taxonomy places the organism in Eukaryota, Fungi, Ascomycota, Eurotiomycetes, Onygenales, Arthrodermataceae. Gene Ontology annotation, biological process: transmembrane transport. The record is from RefSeq and is a predicted model, not a curated record. Bases 1 to 1287 code for a protein of 428 amino acids. Gene Ontology annotation, molecular function: transmembrane transporter activity. Gene Ontology annotation, cellular component: membrane.
AUGGGCAGUCUUGUGAAGUUUCUGAAGAGGCUGGCUGCCCUCCCCAACGGAGCUGAGGAAGCCCGGCCAAACCUAAUCCUACUUGUGGUUUGCUCCGCUAUGUUCCUUGAUCAGCGGGCAAAAGCUCUCGGAUUCUGGGCUGCAGCUGGUAGCGUGGGAUUCAUCGUAGGCCUUAUCCUAGGCGGUGUGCUGACGGCCCUUAUCAGCUGGCGUUGGAUUUUUUGGAUUUCUCUUAUUCUCUCUGCUAUUGUUGUGCCAACAGCCCAUGUCUUCCUUCCUCGAGCUAAGACAGCCCGUUCACCCGCUGCUCGUGAGAUUACAAAGGAAGAGCAAGAAGAGAAGAAGUUUUUCCGGUCCAUAAAGGCACAUCUGAUCCGUUUUGACAUACUUGGGAUCUCUCUGGGAGUUCCCAGCCUGCUUCUAUUGACUUAUGCACUUACCUCAGCCAAUACAACGGGCUGGGGCUCACCGUCUAUCAUCUCCACCUUGGCGAUUUCGAGCCUGUUGCUUCUCCUGUUUGCGUUGCACGAAUCUCGAGCACCCCAGGCUUUGAUCAACCCUCGCCUUUUUCGUCCAAGUUUCACACUCACACUCAUCCUAGCCGUGGCAACAUAUGCCGUCCGUCAGGCAUGCUCCUACUUCCUUACUCUCCAGAUUCAAUCCUAUGGAUCGUCGCCCUUACACACAUCUCUCCUAUUCCCACCGGUUGGCAUAUCUGCUUUGGUUACCAACACAAUUGCAGGCCGUUUGGUUCCCUUGCUCGGUGCCCGAGCCAUGUUCGUCAUCGGCUGGGCGCUUUGCAUUCCCGGUGUGGUACUGUUCAGCUUUAUCACCCGUCAGACGUCAUACUGGCGCUUCGCUUUCCCUGGUAUGAUAUUAUACAUUGCCGGCCUGGGUGUGGUUUACAUUACUGCAAAUUUUGUUGUAGUAUCCAGUGCAAGCAAGAGUGACCAGGGCGUGGUAGCUGGUGUAUUCAAUGUUGCUCUCCAAGUCGGAGGAAGUGUACUGGGUCUCGCGGUACUCACAGCCGUUGCCGAUGGUAUUAACAGACAGUACGGUGACGGCAAGUCGGGAGUUCUCAGCCUGGUCGGCUAUCAGAGUGUAUACUACUCAUGUAUUAUAUUGUGCGCAGUAGCUUUGGUGCUGAGCUUGGUCAUUGAGGUUCCAGAAGCAAUGAAGGGGAGCCUAUGGAAGACACCAGACCAAGAGCCAACGACGCAGCAGGUAAAGACAAGAGACAAGACGCAGCCCCAACAGCAGACCGAGACCGCUAUUGAGAUGAAGUAA